CUUGGCUUAUCAUCUUGAAUGCCCCCGCUCGCUCUCUCUCUCUCUCUCUCUCUCUCUCUCUCUCUCUCUCUCCAUUAAAAACGCUUCUUUUUCUUAGUCUGUUUCCAGCAAAUCUGUCUCAUCGUUUGUUCUCUCAAUAUUUUCGUAUGCAUUGAAGCAUAUUCAAGACAGAAACUAUUGAACCCGAAAAAUUUGUUGAUAUCAAGAAGACCCUCGUUGCGUCUUGAUAUGAUAUUAGAUAUUGGAAGAAAUAGUGCCAACAAUGUCUCUAUGGAACCCAUAUUUGAAGAUUUUGGAAGAUCCUCAUUGACUACAUCUGCUAGAAGCAUCCCUGUGGAUUCAGCAUUGCCGUGCUUGAUGUUCUGUUAAACAUUCUACAGGAAAUUAUGUGGUGUCUAGUUAAUUUAAAAUUUAGUUGGCAGGCACCAAAGCUGUUAGAAUUUGAUUGAACUAAAUGGCCACAGAACAAUAUCUCCAGCAGGCUGCAGUACAAAGUGAUUACAAUGAAGGAAAAACUGCGUUAGAGAAAUGCAAAUCGUUAUCUUCUGCAGACGACGAGCCUGGGACGAAUAUUUCCGGUGGUUUUGAAUGUAACAUAUGCUUGGACGUAGUGCACGACCCGGUGAUCACAUUCUGCGGUCACCUCUAUUGUUGGCCCUGUAUCUACCGGUGGAUAAGUUUGCAGAGUGUCUCCCCUGAAAACCCUGAGCACGAGCAUCCACAAUGUCCCGUCUGCAAAGCGAAGAUCUCACCAAAAACCUUAAUCCCACUCUAUGGCCGCGGAAACAGUACGACAUCUAAGGAUAAAGUUUCACAUCUCGGUAUUCUCAUACCACAGAGGCCUCCAAGUCCUAGAUGUGGCGGUAAUGUGCUAAUCCCGACUACUACCCUCGGGGAUUUGCAUCCAGUUGGGCAAAUUCAUCAUCAAAGCUACGAACAACAAUCUCGACCAUAUCAGCCACACUCUCACAAUUACACGGCUUCACCAAUGCUUCCGAACGGUGGCAUGGCUACAAAUUUGAUUGAUCCGAUGAUAGGGAUGUUUGGUGAAAUGGUCUACUCAAGGAUUUUUGGGAAUUCGGAGACGACUUCAUAUACUCAUCCGAAUUCUUAUCGUCUACAAGGUAGCAGCAGUCCUAGGCUAAGAAGACAUAUGAUCCAAACUGAUAAAUCUCUCAGCAGAGUUUGCUUUUUCCUUUGGUGUUGUGUUAUAUUAUGUCUCGUAUUAUUCUGAAUAGUUCUCUCUCUUCUCGUAGUCCAUUUUGUACUUGUAAGAACUCUCUGUAGCACUUGAUUGAGAGAAAAGAACCCCAAACCCUACAUUUCAAUAUUAA
Molecule: messenger RNA, 1334 nt
Organism: Olea europaea var. sylvestris
Lineage: Eukaryota; Viridiplantae; Streptophyta; Magnoliopsida; Lamiales; Oleaceae
Product: E3 ubiquitin-protein ligase RMA1H1-like
Exons: 3
Coding region: 455-1234 (259 amino acids)
Biological process (GO): ubiquitin-dependent protein catabolic process
Cellular component (GO): endoplasmic reticulum
Molecular function (GO): metal ion binding; ubiquitin protein ligase activity; ubiquitin-like protein conjugating enzyme binding
Source: RefSeq, a predicted model, not a curated record